UGGUAACUAACUAUUUAGAGUGCGGAGUUCGUGCGAACAUGAUGGCAGUGUUUGAGUGAUAAAAAGCUUCAUGGACAGCAGAACAUCGAAGCGGCUAAAGUUUUCUAUCAUUUUUGCGUCAAUAAAGCAACCGUUUUAAUAUAAUAGGUUUAUCUAUUGUUGGCUGUUCGAAGUAGAAGGAACUGUAAUCGCUUAAAUGCUAUAGGAAGCGUCGGAAGGAGUCUCAAAAGGCAUUUUUGUUUAUUCGCAUUAUAAAGGCGCGCAGUUAACUGAGAAACUUCGAUAUGACAAUUUGAUGCAAAAUGGCACUUUCCCAGCCUGCAGGUGGACAUAUACCCAUUUGUGGAACCAAGAGGAAGGAGAUUUAUAAGUAUGACGCGCAAUGGACAUUGUACGGCAUGAACUGGAGUGUACGACCAGACAAAAGAUUUAGGCUGGCACUUGGCAGUUUUGUCGAAGAAUAUAGUAACAAAGUGCAGAUUGUGCAGUUGGAGGAAGAGAGUGGAGAGUUUUCUGUGAGGGCAAACUUCGAUCAUCCCUACCCAACAACUAAGAUUAUCUGGAUUCCAGACAAUAAAGGUGUUUACCCUGAUCUUGUAGCAACUUCUGGGGAUUAUUUACGAGUUUGGAGAGUUGGUACUGAGGAAGUUAGGCUGGAAUCGUUAUUAAACAACAACAAAAACUCAGACUAUUGUGCUCCUCUUACCUCAUUUGACUGGAAUGAAAUCGAUCCAAAUCUUCUUGGAACCUCUAGUAUUGACACAACCUGUACUAUUUGGGGGCUGGAAACAGGCCAACCAAUUGGAAGAGUUCAAGGACAUGUCAAAACACAACUUAUUGCACAUGACAAAGAGGUUUAUGAUAUUGCUUUUAGCCGUGCUUUUGGUGGCCGUGAUCUGUUUGCCUCAGUUGGAGCUGAUGGCUCUGUGAGAAUGUUUGAUUUGCGACAUUUGGAACAUUCCACAAUAAUUUAUGAAGAUCCACAGCAUACUUCAUUGUUACGUCUUUCAUGGAACAAGCAGGAUCCAAACUAUUUAGCAACAUUUGGCCUAGAUAGCCUAGAGGUUAUUAUCCUUGACAUCAGGGUGCCUUGUACUCCUGUUGCUAGGCUAAGCAACCAUCGUGCAUCCAUUAAUGGAAUUGCAUGGGCUCCACAUUCCUCUUGUCAUAUUUGUACUGCAGGGGAUGACCAGCAAGCACUAAUUUGGGAUAUACAGCAAAUGCCAAGUGCUAUUGAGGAUCCAAUCUUGGCAUACACAGCAGAAGGAGAAAUUAACCAAAUUCAAUGGGCUUCAAAUCAGCCAGAAUGGAUUGCAAUUUGCUACGGAAAUCAUCUCGAAAUUCUAAGAGUCUGAUUUGUGCAAAAGACUCAAGAGUACCUUAUGUGUAUUCUUUCAAUCCAUAGGUCAUAUUUUUCUAGUACAGAGAUAAGGUCAGAAUUACUUUGGCUUUCUUAGCAAAUGGACACAAAGACAAGCAAAACAGAUUUUUAUCCUGCCAUAAGUAUUAUUGACCAAGACCAUUCUGUACAAAACUUCAAGAUUUGUUUCAUUAUGACAUCUUCAUAAUAAGAUGCAUAAUAGUAAACCUUAAGUAAAACUUUUCCAAAUGAUUUUUUGUUAGUAGGACUUGAGAUUUAUUUAUGUUGGUCAGCUUCUUGUACAGUAUAAAUCAUGUUGUUGGUGUCAAA
Molecule: messenger RNA, 1690 nt
Organism: Rhopilema esculentum
Lineage: Eukaryota; Metazoa; Cnidaria; Scyphozoa; Rhizostomeae; Rhizostomatidae
Product: DDB1- and CUL4-associated factor 7
Molecular function (GO): protein binding
Source: RefSeq, a predicted model, not a curated record